Molecule: messenger RNA, 4412 nt
Organism: Eublepharis macularius
Lineage: Eukaryota; Metazoa; Chordata; Lepidosauria; Squamata; Eublepharidae
Gene: RABL6
Product: RAB, member RAS oncogene family like 6
Exons: 16
Coding region: 201-2591 (796 amino acids)
Cellular component (GO): cytosol; nucleus
Molecular function (GO): GTP binding
Source: RefSeq, a predicted model, not a curated record
GCCAAGAUGGCGGGCGGGGAGGUAGCAGCGGCGGCAGCGCUGGCAGCUGUCGGGGAGCGUGUCCGUCUGCGGUCGGGCAUGUAAUCACCCCGGGCGCCCCGCGGCCCUGCCCCCCCACCCGCGCCGUCGGAGCCAGGCCGGGCUGCGGAAGCAGCGGCCGCCGCCUCCCGCUUUCUCCUCCCCCGUGGCUGCCAGCGAGGAUGUUCUCGGCCCUGAAGAAGCUGGUGGGCUCUGACCAAGCCCCCGGUCGGGACAAGCCCAUCCCGGCCGGGCUGCAGUCCAUGAACCAGGCGCUGCAGAGGCGCUUCGCCAAGGGGGUCCAAUACAACAUGAAAAUUGUCAUCCGAGGGGACAGGAACACAGGGAAGACCACUCUUUGGCAUAGACUCCAAGGAAAGAAAUUUGUAGAAGAAUACAUUCCUACUCAGGAGAUCCAAGUCACCAGCAUCCAUUGGAAUUAUAAAACCACUGAUGAUAUUGUGAAAGUCGAAGUCUGGGAUGUAGUGGACAAAGGCCAAAAAAUCCAACUGCGUGAAGCUUUGGGCAAAUGCAAAAAGCGAGGGGAUGGUUUAAAACUGGAAAAUGACCCUCAGGAGGCAGAGUCAGAGAUGGCUUUGGAUGCAGAAUUCCUGGAUGUGUAUAAGAACUGCAAUGGUGUAGUGAUGAUGUUUGAUAUCACCAAGCAAUGGACCUUUAACUACAUCCUGAAGGAGCUUCCUAAAGUGCCGACUCAUGUUCCAGUGUGCGUGCUUGGGAACUACCGGGACAUGGGUGAGCAUAGAGUCAUCCUACCAGAUGAUGUCCGGGAGUUCAUCGAUAACCUGAACAGGCACAAUGUUCUUCUUUCCAUUUCUUUCAUGCUGGGCAGACCUCCUGGCUCUUCGUACUUUCGCUAUGCUGAGUCUUCCAUGAAGAACAGUUUCGGCCUCAAAUACCUGCACAAAUUCUUCAACAUCCCAUUCUUGCAGCUGCAGAGAGAGACAUUGCUGCGACAGCUGGAGACAAAUCAACUCGACAUUGACGCGACGCUGGAGGAGCUCUCUGUGCAGCAGGAGACGGAAGAUCAGAACUACGAAAUCUUCCUUGAGAUGAUGGAGGCUCGCAGCCGAGGGCAUGCUUCCCCUCUGGCAACCAAUGGGCAGAGCCCUUCAUCAGGGUCUCAGUCACCAGUGGUUCCACCAGGCAACACUUCGGGGAGUUCAAGCCCAAGCACCCCCCAGCCGCAGCUUCCACUCCCUCAGCAGAAUCCAGCCAUCCCAGCCACUUCCCUGGAACCGCCUACAUCCCAAGUGCCGGUGCUUCUGCCAGAGCCCCAGCUACCUGUAGGAACAGCUGCCCCCACCCCUGCAGUUGCAGCCCCACCUCAGAAGCGCAGCAUCAUCUCUCGGCUUUUUGGAACAUCUCCUGCUCCUGAAAUGCCCCCACCUCCACCAGAUCCAGCAACUGCUGCUUCUGCUCCUGAUGCUCCUUUGAAAGUGCAGAGUGUGGAGGACUUUGUUCCCGAAGACAGCUUGGACCGCAGCUUCCUCGAUGACCCCAUCCCGCAUAGAGACAAGGGGAAACCUCAAGCUAAGCUGCGCACUGACAGCGAUAGUGACAGGGACGUUCCUGGAGGGAACCCGAUGGUUGCUGGUUUCCAAGAUGACCUGGACUUGGAUGACCGUGUACCCAGCAAGCCCUUACCAGCAGCAGAGCUGGUACCAAGCAAAGACAUUGCCCUGUCAAGUGAUGAGGAGGAAAGGGAAGAACAACACUCCAAAUUCACUAUCAUGGCUGAUGAAGAUAUUGGCUCUGAACAAGAGGCGAAAAGGUCUUCCAGAAAGCCCGUGAAACCCCACAAACCAGUAGCUUCUACCAAAGCAGUAGACUCGAAGGUUCCUGCUGGCUUACCUGCUCAGCUUGAGUUUGAGCAAAACUGCAGCGCCAAGUUUUCCACUGCUGUUGUUGGCACAGAGGCUGCCUCCUCAGCAUCAGCCGCACCAUCCCGUCUUCAGAAGGCCACCACCCCGGCAAAGCCCUUUGCUUCUAAACAUAAAGGGGACAAACGAGAGGAGUCAGACAGUGAUCCAGAGGGACCAAUAGCUACACAAAUGCUCUCAUUCGUCAUGGAUGAUCCAGAUUUUGAAAGUGAAGAGUCAGACAGCCAGAAGAGGAGAGUGGACGAGUUCCCUGUGCGAGAAGACCUCUCUGACAUCUCUGAUGAAGACACAACUUCAAAACCCCCACAACCAUCAAAGCCAGCGAUCCAUUCCUUCAAGCUGAAGAAUGAUUCAGAUCUCUUUGGCCUGGGCCUGGAUGAACCAGGUCCCAAGGAAAGCAGCGAGGAAGAUAAAGAGAAGCAGUCCUCCAAAGAGAAAAAGAAGAAAAAGAAGAAGAGCAACAAAGAGGAAGAAGAGAAAUCAGUGGCAAAGAAGAAAAGCAAACACAAGAAGGUCAAGGAGAAAGAGAAGGAGGAGGGCAAGGAGGAGAAGAAGAAGAAGAAGAAGCGGGGCCGGGAGAAGGACAGUGGAAUCGAUGAACUGGAGGCCUUUCUGGGGGGUGGAGCGGGUGUCAGCAAGCUGCGUGGGGGCGGAGAUUAUGAGGAACUGUAGCCCCAUUCUGCCACGCCCACAUUCCGCAGGCGCUCCUCAUGGUAGGCUGCCAGAGGGCCGGAUAGGUGAGGCUGUGGCCCUUUCUGCCACGAAGACUGCUUGAAACGCAGAAGGCUGGCUGGAUCAAGAGAGGCUUACUGCCUGGGUGGAGGAAUGGUGGUGAAGCUCAGUUCUGGAGUUACUUGGGGAGGGGACAGGCCAAGAAUUGGCUUGUUGGCUGCCCAAGGCUCCUAAGUCCCUGGCUUUGCAGCCUCCUUCCUGAGAGACCACUGGGUCAGGCUUGGCCAAGGGAGGAGCAGGGGUACACUCUCCUAGUCUCCCCAGCGCACAUCAUUUGUCUCACCAGAGCAAUGGAAUGGAUGGCAGCAGAGUGCUGCUCUUGUCCUCCGGAAAGAACCACAUCUAAUUAUGGAUUUGUGCUAUUUUUUUACCAGAGAAGCAGUUAUUGACUGGCUCGACUGAGAGCCUGCAGGAGUAAUGCGGUUGAGCUUCUGAAAGCUGCAGGGUUUUGGCAAGAGUGGGGAGGCAAGGGGGGGGGGGAAUGGGAGGCCAUUCAUGUUGUUCUGUAGCCCAGUUAGCCUUUCCUGCUGCUGCAGGGAUCCAGAGGACCCCAUUGAUUUCUACAGCCCCAGGUGUCCCUGACACUGCUUGUAAGCUGCUGUGCAGUUUGGGAAGGAACGGCAGAGUUGCCUGUUAAAAACUUAGGAGAAAGCCCUGCCCCCCUUUGCCCCCACGCCUCCCUUCGGUGUUGUAUUUUGCGUAUCUUGGAAACCAGCCCAGGAAAGUACCUCUCAGGGACUGUCUUCAGCGCAGAAGCGGAGUUAACAGAAAUCCAGAGGGUUUCAGGGAAGAUUUUCUUUUUGUAUAAUGGAAGCUGUUUGAAAAUAGCCCCCUCAGCUGUUAGCUACCUCUUAGCAAAGAGCUGGGGAGAUCAGCAAGAGGAGGGGAUGACUCUUCUUGUUGUUGGUUCCAUGUUAAUGGCGUUGAGCCUCUGAUCCCAUGGCUCGUCGUCCCCUGUUGCCAGAGCAGAGCGCACCUCAUCAUGUGAUUUUUUUUUUGAAGGGUUCUUUUAAGUCUGGCCCCCUGAACUGGUGCAUGUUCUUGGCUGUGUAAGUCAUGGCCGGCUCCAGAUACCAGUUUGCCUGCCUGUCUUGCCUUUCUGUGUUGAAGUGCGUGGCUCCUGCAACCCUCCGCACACCUCCUUUGUGUCGCUGUGCUCCCACACCCCAAGCCUGCCUGCCCCAACCUAUCCCAAGGAAAACUGGUAGACAGGUCCUAAGCCUUCCGUUGCCUUUUUGUGUGUGGAUUGGAUUUGGUUUAUUUUUAACAUUCCCCCUCUUCCCUCCCAACUGUCUGCAGAGGAAUCAGGUGAUGUCCAAGAUGAGUUGAUUCCCCAGCGGCUGCUUUGGCUCCAGUCUCCUCUUCAGAGGUUUAUUUCCCUUUGAGAAACACCCUUGUGAUAGUUUGCAUAUCAAUCCAGCCGCCACGAGUCUUACUGCAUGAACUGAUCAUCUCAGGAACGUUCUCUCACUGACCCAUCCUCGAGCUCUUGAUACAUGAGGUGCUUGUUGUAGCGGGGGUGGGGGGUGGGGAGCAGAGGGAGACUGUGCAUCAAAAUAUCUUCAAUCAUCCCCACCCCUGGGAGGAGAAGCCUGCCAGGGUCCCUUCUAACCGUUUCUGUAAGCCCCCCUUAUCUAGAAACUCAUACCUGAGCCUGACUGAGUUCCAUAAGAGUGUCUUGGUCAUGUUCCUUUUUUUGUUUGUUUGGGGGGAAACCCCAAUGGUGCACUCCAUUCCAAACCUAUAAAGCUCUCAGUUGAA